GUUAAAGCGUUGGACACUUGGGAGAAAAAUAUCAACGAAUAUUCUUUACUAACCAUUUUUUUAAUCUAUAGAAAUUCGGACUGCAGUUUAAAGCCACUUUGGAGAAUGUUACAAACGUGAGGCCGGUGGGGGAUGAUUUCCGCUGGUAUUUAAAGGCUAGUAACUGACUCCUGUCCUUGCAGCUGAAGUGUGGAAAUUGUGGUGAGGUGUCGGAUAAAUGGCAGUAUAUCACCUUAAUGGACAGCGUGCCUCUGAAAGGAGGACGAGGCAGCGCUAGCAUGGUGCAGAAGUGCAAGCUGUGUUCCCGGGAAAACUCCAUAGAUAUCCUGAGGGACACAAUUACACCUUACAAUGCAGAAGACAGCGAAAGGUUUAAGACAAUUGUCCAGUUUGAGUGUCGGGGUCUGGAACCAGUCGACUUUCAGCCUCAGGCCGGUUUCGCCGCUGGUGGGGCAGAGACAACCACACAGUUUCCUGAAAUCAAUCUGCAAGAGAAAGACUGGACGGACUACGACGAGAAGGCCAGUGAGUCCGUGGGGAUCUAUGAGGUCGCACAUCAAUUCAUCAAGUGCUGAAAUGCGCUGAAUGAAGAACAAAGUUGAAACGACUACACCACGCUCUUGCUAGUCAGUGCUAAUCGCCUCUUGCUAAUUGGUAAAAGCCUUAUUAUAUGCAAGAGGUGCAGUAAGUUUGAUCGUACGAUACUACAGUAAUAAACCGUGCAAUGAUUGGACUGUGUGUGUGGCUUGCAACCCAGCUAAAUCAUGUUUUGAAUAAAAUGAUGCAGAAAAGGAA
Molecule: messenger RNA, 795 nt
Organism: Puntigrus tetrazona (Sumatra barb)
Lineage: Eukaryota; Metazoa; Chordata; Actinopteri; Cypriniformes; Cyprinidae
Gene: czib
Product: CXXC motif containing zinc binding protein
Exons: 7
Coding region: 237-575 (112 amino acids)
Molecular function (GO): zinc ion binding
Source: RefSeq, a predicted model, not a curated record